Molecule: messenger RNA, 4984 nt
Organism: Rhagoletis pomonella (apple maggot)
Lineage: Eukaryota; Metazoa; Arthropoda; Insecta; Diptera; Tephritidae
Exons: 5
Coding region: 597-4880 (1427 amino acids)
Biological process (GO): regulation of GTPase activity; signal transduction
Cellular component (GO): cytoplasm
Source: RefSeq, a predicted model, not a curated record
CUUAUAUUUUUUUUCAUAUCCAUGCGUUUUCUGAGGGAAUUAGUAUAAUUUUUUAUAAUUCCACUAAAUUUCAGUUAGAAUCGUUUCAUUAAAAAAGCAAAACUUAACAAAUAAUUAUAAAAACCUUACAAAAAUUUGAGACACGUUCGUCCGAAAAAUGGUUUUUUGGGCCAGAGUACAGGAAGACUCUUGUUAAGUUGAUAAAAAAAACACUGAAAAUCGGGAUUUAAUCGGUACAAAUAUGAAAAAUCGGCACACUUACACGUCCCGACCUUUUAAUUAAUUAAGCGAGACAAUUUGCUCAAAAUCCGUACUGUCCCCACAAAAUCGUUACGGAUGGUCACCGUAAUAUAUAAUAAUUAUAUUUUGGCGCAUACAUUUAUGCUAUAUGCGUAUGUAAGUAUUAUAUUAAAAUCUAAUAAUUGGAAAAGGUUGAGUUGUCACUUAAACCAUAAAUAAAGCUGUUGAUUUCAAGUUAAUUAAUCUGUAGUUUAACUAAUCUUUUUGUACACAUUUUUAGGAUAUUCCGGCAUUCUUUGAAUUAUGCGUUAAAUAGCUUAACGCAGAAGGUAUUAACUUGUUAACUUUGUUCGUCGAUGCAUUCACAAGCUCGAGCGAGAAUGGCCUCAGAAAAUAUUUAUGAAGCAAACAGAGGUACUGAUGAAGAAAGCAAGUACGCUUCGAGUACCGAUAGCAAAUGCAUGAAUUAUGGUUUGAAAUCGAAACUAAUUGCACCAUAUUCACCUAUAUACGAAAAUGUAAGACCCGAUUUGAUUUCCGGACAAAAGAUAUUAUUAAGAAAACUAUUUCAAACUAUCGAGAAACCGGAUACCAUAUACGAAAAUCUGUGUCGAGGCUGCGGAUAUGGAGUUUUUGAAGCGAGUAGUUAUUUGUGUAACUUUUGUUCAUGCAUUGUUGGAGGGCUCAAAAAUAAUCAGUUACAUCAUUUGACAGAAGUCAACCAAGUCUAUGUUAAUACCGGUGAGAAUAUUUAUGAAAAUGUUUGCUCUAAAUGCUCUGCUUUAUAUAAUACUGAUGAAUGUGAGACUUGUUCCGCCGGAGAGAGCAUAAUAACACCAAAUGUUUACGAACAAAAAAAAUUGGCAAAUGAAAAUUUAAAAGAUACCAAUAUUGCCUUAAAAAUAUCAAAAUCGAAAUCUUUUCAUAAGUUUGAUAAGCAAAAACUUUUUAAUGGUCUUUUCGGAUCGCUUAAGAGAGGUGUAAAAACCAAACAAAGUUUUCCAGACGGUCAAAGGCAGGGGAGUAAGAAGCCAAGGCAACUUGAUAUAGUCCAUCACGUUGAAGGAUACGAUAACAUUUUUCGUACGAAGGAAAGUUUCGAUUUACAAAAGAUAUGCCAACUGAAACAAGCUCAUAAACUUUGCGCAGAUAUUUCGUAUAGUGACGAACAUAUUUAUGGUCGGCUUAAGUAUAGCAAAAACAAAGCCAACGACAUCACUAACGUAGCUAAAUUGCAUAUGCCGUUGUCAAAAUCCCAAGAACUAUUACCGGUAUCUGACAAUGAUUCCAUGUACUUGAUAAACAACACCGGCAACCAAUCAACGUCGUCAAUUCCAAAAGCAUUCAGCUCUUCCUGGAUGAAAUUACAGAUUUCUAAACCACUGCGCAUUCCAGAUAACCUCCCUAUUACCCCGAGCAAUAUAAAGCUGACGUUGCCAUUGUCGAACAGUGUUUGCUACUGGAUGAAAUUAUUACGUAAGCAAAUCCAUAGUUAUGACAGUCAUACUAGUGCGGACUAUGCUUCGUGCAUUCCGAAAAGUAUUCCUCCAAAAAGCGCUAUAAUGUAUAAUUAUUACGCCGCUAGUUCAAGCAUCAACGAUUGCUAUGUGAAGGUGUUUCCCCCUUGUUUAGCACAAACGAUGACUAAUUUUCCAGUCACUGAUAAAAAAGGCGAACUCAAAUAUGGAACGUUUACGAAUAAAGUAAAACCACAAACUGAUUCCAGUAGCUAUAUUGCUGGCGAGCAAAUGGAAAGCUGUUUUGAUGUAAUGGUGGACGUAUUUAAGCAAAAUGUUAUGACAAAACAAAUGCUCUAUCAACAGAGAGAGUCUCAACCAUCUGUUGAUCAUUCCAAUAUGCUCAGCGCAAUCGCCACACCAAAUCAUCUAAUACGAUCAGUACGACAACGAGCAAAAAAACAAAAAAUGUGUAUUCACAACGAAAACAAUGCUGCUUUUGAUCGCCCUGCUGAGCGCAGUCCGAUUUCAGUAAUGAAUUCUCCUCAAGUACUCUCAACAGUUGCCGCUGAAAUAUACUUAGCUAGUUGUUGCUCAACCUGCAAUGCGAGCGAAGUGAAGAAUAAUUGUUGCGGCUGUUUGAAUGUGGUCGAUGACGUUCCUCGAUUAUACGACUCUGAAUUCCAGUCCCAAACGGUGGCUUCGAUUGGAAAAUAUGAAAAUAAAACAACCAAAACGCUACUAAAAACAGAAACGAUUGACGCGUAUAACAGUGCUGUGGGAUGUGAGACUCACGAAGAGCAUGAGCAAAUUUAUACUUCGAGUAAUACCAAUGUGGACGACAUUUUAGAAAAAAUAUUGUACAUGCAAAAUAAAGCUUGCUUAAAGCUUAAUUUACUGCAUUUAUUAAACAGUGUGUUGAUAUCUUAUAGCCUUAACACCAAAGUGUUACAUGCGUGCUCCAAUCGAUGUCAGUACUUUAGUUGGUUACAAGAUUGGUUACUUUAUUAUUAUAACCCAUGGAGCUUGAACGCCAAUCGUGCUUUGAAAGUGCUUGCUAAUUAUAACAGCCUUAAUAUAGCGUUUAAAUUAUGGUAUACACUGUAUGAGUCAGUAGCGCGACAAAAAAAAAUGUUGAAAGAUGAUAAACAAGAGACGAGUGAUUGUAUUGGUGAAGCUCCGACUAGCACACCAAAUGCACAAGUUAUGAAAUAUAGUCGUAUGACAUUGCAGUGCGAAUCAGAAAACGUCGAUGUUUUUGAUGUGAAAGAGAGUGAAAAAUUUAUUGUGAGAAAAAGUGAGGGUAUAAAAAGCUCAAUGAAAACCAACGAAGAAGUAGUGUUGCGUGCAAAGAGCAAAGAAUCUUUGGAAAGAAAUAAAAAAGCUCAAGGGAAGUUUUUAGAUCUCGACACUCACGUAGUUGGGUUAAUUGACAACGAAUCAAAGCCAAAUUAUGAUAAGAAUUUAGAAGGUGAUUUGGAAACAUUAGACGGGGAACUUAGUCACACGAAUGCUCCGCAUGGGGCUCUUGUAUCCAAAGGGAAUCAACCCAUAAAUACCAGAAACGAGUAUUGCCAUCAACGAAGUGAGGAAGAUAUUUAUCAACCCAUUUGGAAGUUCCAAACUGUUGGAGAACCUCAUGAGCCCUAUGACAGCGAUUCUGAAUAUUACGAUGCGAACAGCGGGCAUACAAGCUUGUUAAAAAACGAGCAAUUUCAAUUAAAUGACUCGUCAACAUCACACAUACUUAUUGCUGACAGUGUGGAAGAUCAAGGCGAGUGGGAGACAGAUGACGAAUUCAAGUUCUCAAAAAUUAACGACGGAUUUUACCUGGCCGAAGACACAAUAUCGUCACAAACGUCAUGCAGUGCUGCCUCCCUGUGUAGCAGCACAAAUACAAAUUUUGAUAGCAAUGUUGCAAAUCUCUCUGCCUCAGCGACCGUUAAUUUGGAGCAUCCUCAUCUGCGUACAGUGUGCAUUUUUUUCAGCCCAAGUGAGCCCAAACUUCGUGCUAUCGUUUAUGACUAUAAACGUACUCAAGCAUCACAAUACUUUUCAAAACGCUCACAAAAACAUUCAUUCAUUGAGAAAACGAGCAAUUUUUCAUCAAUAAAUCAUGCAGUGGACAUUCCGUCAACACAAUCAAAAGGUUCAACUAGCCCAUCAGCAACCACGGCAAAACCUGCGUGUGAUAGAGCACUAUCAACAUUUAACAUGACAUCGGUGAAGGCGUGGAAACUCAGCCUUUUAAAUACUGCCAACGCAGACGAUGAAGAAGAUUUGAUCGUUUCGGAAUUUGAGAUUUUGAAAGCGCAAAUCUUUAAGGAGGAACCCGAAAAUCAGACUUCACCUCCAAAAACAGCUACUCUACAACGUUUCAAAAGCGCAUCAUUUGGUAAUCUUUUGGAUAUACCCACUGAAGAUGACAAGAAAUCUAUUACUGAACGUAUGCGUAACAAGUUGCAACGAGGCGUCUUCAAGCUGAAUAUGCGUUCGCCAAAGGGCGAAAAAAAACAAAAUGGCAUCUUUCGUCCAGUAAAAACGGAAAGUUUGUACUUGGAAGGAGGAAUUCCGCCGGUGUUUCCAAUAUUCGGUGCUUCACUUGAGGAAUUAGAGAUGAAUGAAUCAAUACACCCAAAUGUGCCGCGUUUUGUUGUGGACUGUGUGUCUUACAUCGAACGGAAAGACUGUAUAUUACAAGAUGGAUUAUACCGAGCAUCCGGCAACAAAUUGGCUAUAGAUGACCUAAAGAAAAAACUUUCCGAAAGCUAUAUUUAUGACUCAAAACUUUUAGUCGCUGAUGACAUACAUACUAUCACCAGUUUAUUAAAGCAAUUUUUCCGUGAACUGAGCAAACCUCUGAUUCCUCAGCAUAUAUAUGACCAAAUUGGACGCAAUGUAUCUGAUGUUGUUGGUAUUGAGAUAAUACGAGAUAUUCUUGAAAAGAUUCCCGACCCCAAUCGUGCAACAUUGAAGUUUCUUAUACGACACUUGAAAAAUGUCGCUGCUUUUAGUGUGGAAAAUCGAAUGCCUGCGUCGAAUUUGGCGAUUGUUUGGGGCCCGUGCAUAUUUUCAUCUAACCAAAUGAUAUUUGUUGACAUUGGUCGAAUGAAUACAUUAACUAAACUGUUAAUUGAAAAUUACGAAUACAUAUUUAGAGAAAAUGAACGGCUAGUUAAUUAAGCAAGUUUUACGAAUCUUUAUUUAAAAUAAGUAGAAUGGCAACCAAAAAAUCACUUGUCGAAACAUGCUGACACAUGUAUGUGCAUGCAUAUCGCAUGUGUAUG